AUGGCGAUGGACGUCGGAAAGACAUUUGUGGAGACGUGUCAUUAUCUCCAGGACCCGCGCCUGGUGGCGAGCUUCCAGCGCCUUUGCGGGGUCCGGGGGACGUUUCCGGAGAACGCGAGUGAGCCCCGGAACCGCAGCGACGACAACGACCGCCCCGAGCUCCGAAAGAGGAGCCCCGGGGACGAUGUUGGCAACGGGGCGGCGUCGGCGGUGCACGCCAACGGGAAGCCGAGCGAGCCCGAGGACGAAGACACUUCCGCCCGGGCCAAGCCCCUCCGCAGGAACUCGCUGACCGGCGACGUGGGCCAGGAGUUCCUGAUCCACAACAAGUUGCUCUUCUAUCUGUUCACCUUCGGCACGGAGCUGGGCAACGAGAUGUUCUUCAUCGUCUUCUUCCCGUUCCUCUUCUGGAACGUGGACGCCCUGGUCAGCCGCCGGCUCAUGGUGGUGUGGGCCUGGAACUUGAUGGUGGGCCAGUCCACUAAGGACAUGGUGCGCUGGUCCCGGCCGGCCUCACCUCCCGUGGUCAAGGUGGAGGUCUUCUACAACUCCGAGUACAGCAUGCCAUCAACACACGCCAUGACGGGCACCGCCAUCCCCUUCUGCCUCUUCAUGCUCACCUAUGAACGUUGGCAGUACCCGUUCCUGCUUGGGUUGUCCGUGGCGCUGUGCUGGAGCCUGCUGGUGUGUGUGAGCAGAGUCUACAUGGGCAUGCAUUCGGUUCUGGAAGUGAUCACCGGCUUCCUGUACAGCCUGCUGGUCCUGGUCUUCUUCCAGCAAACGCUGGACACGAUCGACCACUUCUACAUGACGCACGCCUACGCGCCGCUGCUCAUCGUGGUGUCGCACGUGAGCCUGGGCCUGCUGGCCUUCUCGCUGGACUCCUGGAGCACCUCGCGCGGCGACACGGCCCAGGCGCUGGGAACCGGGGCCGGCGCCGCUCUGGCCACCCACGCCAACUACCAGCUGGGCCUGAUGGCCGACCCGCCGGCUUCGGCGCUGCCGCUGGCCCUGCCCCCGCUGGGCGCCGGCUUGGCGGCCCGCGCCCUGCUGCGCUUGGCCCUCGGGGUGGCCGUCAUCCUGGUCACCCGGAUGCUCAUGAAGGCGGCCGCCAUCCCGCUCCUCUGCCGGCUGGCCGGGCUCCCCGCCGGCGACGUGAGGCGCGCCCGGCAGCGCAUGGCGGUGGAGCUGCCGUACCGCUACAUCGUCUACAGCGUGGUGGGCUUCACCUGCUUCUGCGUGGUGCCGCUGCUCUUCAAGCUCGUGGGCCUGGCCUAAGAAGCGGCCGCCGGUCCACAGGGUUGAAUGGCCGUACUGCUGCAACGCCAGGGAGAAAAAAAAGUCGGUAUCGUGAGAAUGGUUUUGUUGUUCUGUUCCAUUUGGAUCUGCUUUGAUUCUAAGCGCUGACUCGCAGACUCUUCAUGAUGUUAAAAUACAAACCUCAUGGCCUUGAAAUUGAUGACACUGUGAUGUCUUCUUCUGGUGUGGCAGCAAUUCGCUUCUGCCUCCAAAUGUGGUGAUGUUUUACAUUCCUGGAAAGCAUUUUAGUUUCAUCCCGAUAUGAAUCCCCAAAGCCCCACCCACGUGCCUGGGCUUUUGGGAGGCUUUUCUCGGCAAGACUUAAAUAACGCCCGUGAAAAUGUCCCCGCCGAUUGAGACACUCCAGCGGACGUUCCAAAGGGAAGAGAAAACAAAAAUGUGUUUUUCGGCUGUUGCGCAGGUUUUUAUCGCUGCCGCAAACAAAAGCGCUCCGUUGGUCCCGCACCAAAGUGUGUCACCGGGCUGCGUUUGCGCCCAAACAAAUCAGGAAAUGUAAAAUGAUGAAAAGCAGCACAAAACACUUGUCAGUUUUUGCACAUGUUUUCAAGCAUGUCGGUGGAAUCGAAUAUUUGGCAACUUUGAAUCUUCGCACAGGGUCUUCAAAUCACGUCAACGAUGCUGCUGCUGCUGUAAAUACACUACUGGAAAUACUUUUUUAAAAAAAUGCAGCGUUAGAAAUGGCUUAAAAAUAAAAAGUUUAGGCUCACAAACGCUCGACAGCACACUGGAGAGGAACGAUUUGGUGUCUUGAAAACAUACAAAUAGCCGCUGGCAACUCCCCAUGCCAUCACAUGAUGACUUUGUUUCAUUUCAUCUUUGAUUGUGCUACUGUGUUAUUUUUGUUUGUUUUUUGGGAUCACCAUCAUUUUGAUCCAGAGAAUAAACCAAAUGAUGAAUCAUGUUUGGAGAAACGCAUUUCAAAUAUUUGAACUAUUUGAUUGUUUAAUGGUCUGCAUAAUCGUUGAUGAUGUCACCACUAUUAUUAUUCCUACUUUUUGUAUCUCGGGCGUGAAUAAUGUUUUAUGUAAACUUGAGUGCUUUAAGACGGCACAUUAAAAAAAUGAAUUACAAUAUAAAAGACAGUAUUUUUGAUGUAAUGUACUCUCUUGAAUAAGACUGUGUUAAAAAAAAUAUUACCAGGAUGUUCUUGCACUAAAGUGUAUUAAAAUCUAGACCUCCUUA
This is a messenger RNA of Syngnathus typhle (broad-nosed pipefish), 2502 nucleotides long. RefSeq names its product sphingosine-1-phosphate phosphatase 1a (gene sgpp1a). The coding region runs from base 1 to 1278 and encodes 425 amino acids. Gene Ontology annotation, biological process: sphingosine metabolic process; phospholipid dephosphorylation. Gene Ontology annotation, molecular function: sphingosine-1-phosphate phosphatase activity. The transcript is spliced from 3 exons. Lineage: Eukaryota; Metazoa; Chordata; Actinopteri; Syngnathiformes; Syngnathidae. The record is from RefSeq and is a predicted model, not a curated record. Gene Ontology annotation, cellular component: endoplasmic reticulum membrane.